AAAGAGUUUCACAGGCAGAAGUUAUCUUCGCAGUUGAAAGAGAGUUAACUCGGAGUCUUACUGUACCAAGAUACUUUCUCUACGAAUUUAAAGAAGCUAGCAUGCAUAGGCACGAGGUGGUUGUUCUCAUUUCUUUAUUGUACCUGCUCGUUCGCGACGUCGAAGGCCUCUGUCCUCCAAACACACAAUGUUUUGGAAACGGUGACUACAAUGCAAAAGCACAGAGCUGUAAAUGCUACACUCGACGGAGAAUCGGAAGUUUCACGGGAGAGUGCUGUGAAAGUGUCGACUGCAAGCCUAAUGCGACUUGUGUACAUGGCUUCUGUGGAGCUGAUGGUUUGACUUGCAAGCGUUGCCUAACAGGGUGGACUGGACUCAACUGCGAGAAAGUAGACUCCUGUUUUCCUUGGCUUCAUUGUGUGCAUGGCUCCUGCAAAAAGUCCCGGAUGAAGUGUGAAUGUGAACCUGGCUGGGUGGGUGACCUGUGUGAUCGGUCCUUGUGUACAGUGAACUGUACCUAUGGUGCAUGCCCAAAUGAUCCCAAAAAAUGCGAGUGCUAUGAGAACUUUUAUAGCCCUGAAACAGGAUGUGACAGGUCUUACUGUGCGAAGGACUGGGAAUGUAAAAAUGGCGGAUAUUGUGUUGACCUUCACCAUUGUGCUUGCCCGGCUCACUAUACAGGUAAUCACUGUGAGACCAUCAGUGGGUGUGGCGUCCCUUGCGAGAAUGGACACUGUUCCAAGAGUCCAUACGAGUGUGAAUGUGUGCCUGGCUGGGGACCUAAAGGAAAAUGUACAAAAUAUGUCGGAGCCUGUUCAAAUUGCAACUCUGAGGGAGGGACUUGCGAAGAUGGGCCUAACACGUGCAAGUGUAAACCAGGAUAUACCGGUCUUGAAUGCGCACAAAAGAAUUGUGAUGGCUGCGAGAAUGGCUCAUGCGACUUCGGCCCUUUGGGUUUAAAGAAAUGUCGCUGUGACGAGGGUUGGGCCAAUGAGAUCCAUGUACCUGGCUUUAAUGUAUUUUUCGGACCAUGCACAAAAGUGAAAUUAUGCUUACAACCAUGUGUGCAUGGCUCAUGUCCAAAUGAUCCAUACGAGUGUGAAUGCGAUGGUGUUUAUACUGGCAAAGAAUGCGACAGGAUACAAUGUCCAGUGUGUUGUCCUCCUCUGACUUGUGACUGCUCCAAGCCAAAAAGACCAAAGUGUCUUCCAAGCUGGCACCAUGACUGUUGCUUGGUAAAGUCCUGCUUUACAGGGGACACCUUGGUCCACACCGCUAAUGGAAUGGUGCCCAUAGAAAAAAUCGAAGAGGGAGACUUAGUAAUAGUUCGUCAUGAAGACGAUGCUCCUGCCAUUAGCUACUUGCGUCGCGUUGACCAAGUUCGGAAGAGGCUGUUUCCUGCACGAGAUCUCAUCAUGUUCCAAACAGAGGACGAGGUUAUAAAGGUCACUCCUGACCACCAUUUCUUCGAGAGCCCAUCGAACUCGUGGAUGAGUGCCAAAAAGAUAAAAACGUCACAUCUGCUUCAGGCCUUGGACGGAAAAAUGGUAAAAAUUCAGAAGCACCUAACGGCGUCGGAGCUGUUACCAUCAGCUGACGAAAACGAACUUGUGGCCGUGUUCGAUCUUUCGGUGAAUGAGUACGAUCGAUAUUCCGUCGGAAAAAAAGGAAUUCUUACGGCUUCGUGUAACAGCACGGAUGAUCUCAAGACUCGAGACAAACAAGUGUGGGGUAAUUCAAUGAUCCGACUCCUUCAUAAUAUCGACGCUAAGGAGAUCAUUCCACCGGUGGAAAAAGAUCCAGCAGGCUUCCCAAUCUAUGUGUUUGUCAUAAUUGCCGUUGUCCUUGGCGCCAUAUUGUUGAUCAUUGUAUUAGUGCGAAGGAAGAAACGCCAGAGGAAGUAUGACUUACAGAGAGAGUCACUGAUCGCUGCAAGUGCGCAUGCACAGUAAGCCAUUUCUGAGCUGCAAAACCCCUCACUUUCAAAACGAGGCCAGUUACAGUAUUAUCAACUGAGUUGAUAACGUAAAUUAGCUACCGUUAAGAGUUUCAAAGCGGACGUUUCGAGCGUAAGCCCUUCUAUCAUUCGCUCAGACGAAGUGCUAACGCUCGAAACGUCAGCCUUGAAACUCUUUAUAGUGGCCAAUUUACAUUAUCGACUCAGUUGAUAAUACUGAAUAAUUUCUCAACUACGCCCCCUGACAAAAAUAAAAAACAAAUUACUUUUUGGCACAGAGAAAUUGUAUCGAGAAUACGAACAAACAGAAAACGACAGCCAUAUGAAAUGCCUGAUAAACACCUCUGCCACCCUAUGACAUCAUGCAAAAUCAUCCAAG
Messenger RNA from Pocillopora damicornis (cauliflower coral), 2336 nucleotides. RefSeq lists its product as uncharacterized. Lineage: Eukaryota; Metazoa; Cnidaria; Anthozoa; Scleractinia; Pocilloporidae. Gene Ontology annotation, biological process: intein-mediated protein splicing. The record is from RefSeq and is a predicted model, not a curated record.